Molecule: messenger RNA, 2856 nt
Organism: Panicum virgatum (switchgrass)
Lineage: Eukaryota; Viridiplantae; Streptophyta; Magnoliopsida; Poales; Poaceae
Product: protein FAR-RED ELONGATED HYPOCOTYL 3-like
Exons: 3
Coding region: 1693-2697 (334 amino acids)
Biological process (GO): regulation of DNA-templated transcription
Source: RefSeq, a predicted model, not a curated record
CCGAUUCCGCGAGCCCCCGCUCCCGCGACAGCGACGCCGCCGCCCGCCCGACCCCCAACCCCGACUUCCAGGCUCCCACCCACGCGCCCGCGCCGUCAGGAAGGCAGCCUCCACGGAGCCGUCCUCCACUCCUCCAGGCUCCAGGGAUCCAGCGGGGCACGAGCGCCGGGCCACCGCCGCCCGCCGCCCCGACCCCGACGUGUCGCCGUCGCGGCCGCGCCGGCCGGCUGGUCCCCGACCGGCAUCCCCCGCGUUGCCGUCCAACUCCAGUGGUCAAGCGCCUCGCUCUGCUCUGCAUAACUGCCGACUGGUUUUUGGAUAUGCAUAUAUGCUGGGCAUUUUGUGUCAGAGGGAUGUCUGAUGCUGCGUCGUUGUUCAGUCCACAUGCAACGGCAGGAAGCAAUUGCCCACGGAAACAGCAAGUGCCCAGUCAAUUGUCCGCCGUGAUGUGGCGCGGUCUGGCACCACAGCACUCGCGUAGCUGAUGACAGAGAGGACAAAAUAGCGUGAAUUGCUGCAGACUUUCACGCCAAAAAGAUAACACCAUCGCUGUUCCUUUAGCUUUCUUUUGCAAUUCCAAAGGCAAAGAAGAAGCGAUUGAUUGAAGAUCGGUUCCGGGCUGCUAUAAAGUUUGCUUCUGUACUACCGAGAUGGAAGAAGGGGCUAAUAUAGCGCACCAGGAUUCCAAUACUCAGCAUGUCUAUGCACUACUCUCAUACUUGGUGCUUUUCUGAUACAGUAAGACCUUGAUGCCUUGUUUGGCACCUUAUGUUGGUAUGGAAUUUAGAAAUUCAGAUGAGGCUUGUCAUUUUGGAUUAGCUAUGGUGCACAAAAAGGCUUUGAGGUGAGAAAAAGGUACACAAACAAAGGCAAAUCCGAUGGCAAGGUUACAUCAUGUAGAUUUGUUUGUUCAAAUGAGGGUUAUAGACGGCAUGACAAAAGGGAUCAUUUAACAAAGCGUCCUCGGGCUGAAACUAGAACUGGUUGUGAAGUCCACAUGAGUAUUAAAAUGGACCGAAAGAAGGGCUGCUUUGAAGUGUUUGAGCUGGUUUUGGAGCACAAUCACAUAGUAUACCUGCCAGAAACCUUACACUUAAUGAUGUCGCAAAAGAAAAUUUCAGAUUUACCUGCCUUUGAAAUUGAAACAGCAGAUGAUGCAGGAAUUGAGCCGAAAGCAGCACAUGAGUUGGCUAGUUGCCAAGUUGGUGAAUCACUCAAUCUUAGCGACAACCUUCAAGAUCACAUGAACUAUUUGCCGACCAAGCGUCAAUGGGUGAUGGCAUAUGGCCAAGCAGGUAGCAUGCUUAAGUAUUUUCAAGAUAAAAUUGCUGAGAACCCAUCAUUCCAAUAUGCAUUGCAAAUGGACUGUGAAGAACAAAUUGCAAACAUAUUCUGGGUUGAUGCUAAAAUGAUAAUGGACUAUUCACAUUUUGGUGAUGUUGUUAGUUUUGACACUACUUUUGGAAUAGACAAGGAGAGCCAACUUUUUGGUGUUUUUUGUUGGAUUCAAUCAUUUCAGAGAAAUUGUAGUUUUUGGUGCCGCUCUUAUGUAUGAUAAAACAUUUGAGUCCUUCAAGUGGCUGUUUGAGACCUUUCUAAAAGCUCAUAAUGGGCAGCAACCUAAAACAAUCUAUACAAAUCAAGAUUAUGCAAUGGAAAAGGCAGUUGCAGAAGUUUUUGUAGAAGCAUGGCAUGGAUUAUGCACCUUUCACAUCAUGCAGAAUGCCAUCAAACAUCUAUGUGAAGAGAAGAAUGAAGACACUAAUAUUCUUUCAGAUUUUGGAGCAUGCAUGUUUGAGUAUGUGGACAUGGCAGAAUUUGAACAUAAAUUUAACAUCAUUCGGAAAAAGGGUGGGAAAACAAACUUGGUUGGAUGGUAUAUACAAGUUGAAAGAAAAAUGGGCUGAAUGUUAUAUGAAGGAUGUCUUCACAUUAGGAAUGAGAAGAACACAGUCGAAUGAGAGUCUGACCAAUGACCUGAAAAUCCAUUUCAAAUCUGAUUUUGUUAUCAUUGAGUUCUUCAUACAUUUUGAAAGGGUGGUGCAAGGAAAAAGGGAUAAUGAACUGAACAAAGAGUUUGAUUCAAGGAGAAAUUUGCCUAAAGUCUGUAUGAGGAGACCACCACCUAUUUUGGUGCAGACUAGCAAGCUGUAUACACCUGUUAUAUUUGAAGCUUUUCAAGGUGAAUAUGAAAAAUCUUUGGCAGCUUGCACCAAGGCAUUGGAGGGUAAUAAUGAAUAUCUAGUGGGGGAUUUUACCUUUAAGGAGGAGUAUAAAGUUAUCGGUGAUCCUUCAAAGCAAACAGUUGUAUGCAGCUGCGGGCAAUUCGAUAGAACUGAGAUAUUAUAUGCCCAUGCUCUUAAAGUUCUUGAUUUGAUGAAUAUCAAAUUACUACCACCACAAUAUGUGUUAAAGAGAUGGACAUGGGAAGCAUGGAUUGGAACUGUACAAGACAACCAAGGAAGAAAUAUAGCUGAAAAUCCAAUGGAUGCUAUGCUUCGCUACAAAUUCAUGUCUCGCAAAUUUCUCAAUUUGGCACAUCGAGCAGCCAACUUUCCAGAAUGCACCAUGUUAGUAGAUAGCGCACUUGACAUCCUUGGUAAGCAAAUUGAAGACAAAGUCAAUGGAUGUACAAGCGCUGAUCCAUGUACAGCUCGCGCCGAUGAUCUUUUUACUGGGGAGCUUGUUUUCUGGUGAAGCAAGCAAGAUCGCAUUUUGCAAGCAAGUAGUAUGCAUGUAUGCCAUGUCUGAAUGCAUGUCAAGUUCCAGGACCAUGUUCAUCUGGUGACACUGAAUUUUGCCAUUCUUUGCCACCUGAAUUAUAUUAAAUCGACAAUAUUCAGUGUUCUAACGGCA